Molecule: messenger RNA, 4739 nt
Organism: Xyrauchen texanus (razorback sucker)
Lineage: Eukaryota; Metazoa; Chordata; Actinopteri; Cypriniformes; Catostomidae
Product: adenylate cyclase type 5-like
Exons: 21
Coding region: 198-3770 (1190 amino acids)
Biological process (GO): intracellular signal transduction; adenylate cyclase-activating G protein-coupled receptor signaling pathway; cAMP biosynthetic process
Cellular component (GO): plasma membrane
Molecular function (GO): adenylate cyclase activity
Source: RefSeq, a predicted model, not a curated record
UCACCAGCUGGCUCAUGCUUUGUAUCUUAAUAUGGCUUUAAUGCAAUAUGUCCACCAAAAAUUAUAGUCUAACUGAAACUGCGCCUCUUUUGGGUAAAAGCAGUUUAUUUUGGAUCAUGCACGUGUAAGUUUGUCCUUUUUAUUUAUAGCCUAUAUAUAAAUAUAGGCCUACAGUAUUUUAUUUAAUACUCGAGAUCAUGUCCAGAUCUGACACUGUGAGCCCACCCGUUGCUGGCGCUCCUGGGCUGAGGGGAGGGACGGAACAUAGAUCUGCUUGGGGUGAGUCGGAGUCCGUGGCGAACGGAUGCCCAUACUCGACCAGAUCCUCCAGCAGGAAGCUCAUACGGUCCAACAGUCGCUGGAUAGAGGAGGAUGAAUUCGAGCGACCACCGGGUCGAGCAACGACCACCGUCAGCCGGGUUAGUUUCAGGUCCAAGUCCGCGUGGCAAGAACAUGGGGAGGAGAGUCGCAACAAUAACCGAUCGUCCCUGAGGUACCGAGAUGGAGAAGUGAGACCAAAGUCUGUGGAGUUGGGAUUGGAGGACAGGAGAAGCAAGCCCGAGGAGGAGCUCAUGCCCGAAGUGGUGAACUUUUCCAUGGUCGCGUGCUGCCACGGCGUGAUGCAGAUCUUGAAAUCCAAGAAAUUCCAGUCGGAGAAGUUGGAGAGGCUUUACCAGCGCUACUUCUUUCGACUCAACCAGAGCAGCCUGACUAUGCUCAUGGCCGUUCUGGUGCUGGUGUGCGCGGUGAUGCUGGGCUUCCACUGCGCCGCAGGACUGUGUCGACUGACGUACGUCGUGGUUUUCUCCACGGCGAUCUUGCUGGUCCUCACACUGAUUCUCGUGUGCAACAGGACCGGCUUCCAUCAGGAUCACAUGUGGAUAGUUUGCUAUGUGAUCAUUUUGGUGGUGCUGCUCGUGCAGGUGAUCGGUGUGAUGUUCGUGGAGCCGCGGAGUGCGUCUGAAGGUAUCUGGUGGACCGUGUUCUUCAUUCAUGUCAUUUACACUCUUCUGCCGGUGCGGAUGCGAGCAGCGGUCAUCACUGGAAUUAUACUGUCUGUGGUACACGUGCUAGUCUCUUGGAAGUUAAACGAAAUGGACGUGUUAUGGAAACAGCUUGUGUCCAACGUGCUGAUCUUCUCCUGUACUAAUAUAGUUGGUGUGUGCACACACUACCCAGCGGAAGGCUCACAGAGACGAGCCUUCCAGGAGACCAGAGAAUGUAUUCAAGCUCGACUGCACUCUCAGAGAGAAAACCAGCAACAGGAACGCCUCCUUCUCUCUGUGCUUCCUCGACAUGUCGCCAUGGAGAUGAAAGCCGACAUAAAUGCCAAACAGGAGGAUAUGAUGUUCCACAAGAUUUAUAUUCAGAAGCAUGACAAUGUGAGUAUUCUCUUUGCCGACAUCGAGGGUUUCACCAGUCUUGCUUCCCAGUGCACUGCCCAGGAGUUAGUGAUGACCCUCAACGAACUCUUUGCACGAUUUGACAAACUGGCCGCCGAGAAUCACUGUCUGCGCAUUAAGAUCCUGGGCGACUGCUACUACUGUGUGUCUGGACUUCCAGAGGCCCGCGCUGACCAUGCGCACUGCUGCGUAGAGAUGGGAGUGGACAUGAUUGAAGCCAUCUCGUUGGUGAGGGAAGUUACCGGUGUCAAUGUCAACAUGCGUGUGGGCAUACACAGCGGGCGAGUCCACUGUGGGGUGCUGGGAUUAAGGAAGUGGCAGUUUGAUGUCUGGUCCAAUGAUGUCACCUUGGCCAAUCACAUGGAAGCUGGGGGCAAAGCAGGGCUGAUCCAUAUCACUAAGGCAACCCUGAACUACCUGAAUGGAGAUUAUGAUGUGGAACCUGGAUUUGGUGGAGAGAGAAACAUCUAUCUUAAGAAGCACAACAUUGAAACAUACCUUAUAGUGGGCUGUAGUCAGAAACGGAAAGAAGAAAAGGCCAUGAUUGCUAAGAUGAACCGGCAGCGCACCAACUCAGUUACCCAUAACAGCACUCACUGGACCGAUCGGCCCUUCUACAAUCACCUGGGUGGCAAUCAGGUUUCCAAGGAGAUGAAGAGGAUGGGAUUUGAAGAUCCGAAAGACAAACAUUUCAUUUUCAGAAACACGCAAGAAAACCUGAACCCUGAAGAUGAGGUUGACGAGUUCCUGGGCCGCGCCAUUGACGCCCGGAGCAUUGACCGGUUACGGUCCGAACAUGUUAAGAAAUUUCUGCUGACUUUCCGAGAACCUGACUUGGAGAAGAAGUACUCCAAACAGGUAGACUCCAGGUUUGGAGCAUACGUAGCCUGCGCAUCCCUUGUCUUUUUAUUCAUCUGCUUCAUUCAGAUCGUCAUUGUACCACACUCGGAGCUGAUGGUGGGCUUCUAUGUGAUUUGUCUGGUCCUCCUGAUGUCUGUCAUGUUCAUCUCGGCCAUUUACUCUUGUUUUGGGUUUUUCCCUGUGCCUCUGCAAACUAUGUCCAAACGGAUUGUUCAGUCCAGACUCAACAGCACCCUGGUGGGGGUUUUUACAAUCAUCCUGGUCUUUCUCUCUGCUUUCAUUAACAUUUUCACCUGCAGUAUGGAUGACCUGAAGACAUGUUUAGGACAGGAGUUUAAUAUCAGCCCCAGUGAAGUGAAUGCUUGCCAUCUCCGCAGCUCUUCCUUUAACUACACUCUCUGGUCUCCGGACAGCCUGUGCAACAGUUUGUCACCCACUUGCAAUUUCCCAGAGUACUUCUCCUCAUGUGUGUUGCUGUGCUUGCUGGCGUGCUCAGUGUUCCUGCAGGUCAGCAGUAUUGGGAAACUCUUCCUCAUGCUCUUCAUUGAGAUCAUGUACGUGCUCAUCAUUGAGGUACCUGAGGUCAGCCUGUUUGACAAUGUGGAUCUGCUGGUCAUGGCCAAUGCUAUCACAUACAUCAAUGGCACAAGCUGUGUAACAGACACGCGGGUUCCUCUGAAGAUCAUCACUCCAGUCGUCAUCACGGUCUUUGUGCUGGCACUGUACCUUCAUGCACAGCAGGUGGAGUCCACUGCAAGACUGGACUUUCUCUGGAAGUUACAGGCUACAGAGGAGAAGGAGGAGAUGGAGGAACUUCAGGCCUACAACCGUCGGCUUCUCCACAACAUCUUGCCCAAAGAUGUGGCCGCACACUUCUUGGCACGCGAGCGGCGGAACGAUGAGCUGUAUUAUCAGUCGUGUGAAUGUGUGGCUGUAAUGUUUGCCUCCAUCAGCAACUUCUCUGAGUUUUAUGUGGAGCUGGAGGCCAACAAUGAAGGUGUGGAGUGCUUGAGACUGCUCAACGAGAUUAUCGCUGACUUUGACGAGAUCAUUAGUGAGGAUCAGUUUCGUCAACUUGAAAAGAUCAAAACCAUUGGCAGCACAUACAUGGCUGCAUCGGGCCUUAAUGACUCCACCUAUGAUAAGGCGGGAAGGACACACAUUCGCGCUCUGGCUGACUAUGCCAUGCGCCUUAUGGACCAGAUGAAAUACAUCAAUGAGCACUCUUUUAAUAACUUCAAAAUGAAGAUUGGUCUCAACAUGGGUCCUGUCGUGGCUGGUGUCAUAGGGGCCCGUAAACCGCAAUAUGAUAUAUGGGGAAAUACUGUGAACGUAGCCAGCCGGAUGGACAGCACUGGGGUACCUGAAAGAAUACAGGUCACAUCAGACCUCUACCAGGUUCUCAGCUCAUAUAACUACACACUUGAGUGCAGAGGGGUUGUUAAAGUGAAGGGCAAAGGAGAAAUGACCACCUACUUUCUAAAUGGAGGACCCAACACCAGUUAACACUCAGCAUCUGACAUUCAGAACGUUUGAGAUGACAUGGGGAGCAGACGCCUGGGGCUGGGCCAGGCUGUUGACGGGCAACCUCCUGGACCAGUCAGAACAGGAUUUGUUCAGAAAACAGCCCUCACCCAAUCAGCAUAUGGCCCUUUGCACACUGAGACUUCCUAUAGGAUUAACGGGGGGCUAGGUCCCCUUUAUAUAAGGUAUGGAACAGCUCCGAAGGAUAGUCCAUCCACAGAGGCAAGGUCAUAUGAAGAGACCAAAGAAACAAAGGAAUCUCAAGGCAUACAAAGCAGUUUCCCCAGUCUUAUAUAUCUUAAAUUGCCAAGAGAGGACAGAUGUGCCUGACUUUGACUCUGUCAGGUAAUAAGGGUGGCGGGACUAUGUUCCUAUUUGACCGACUGAUUCUGGCAGCUCCAAAACAAAACUGCAUAAAAACAAUGAAGCCUAAAUACCUGUAAAACAGCUGUUUUAUGUGUAUAUAAUUCAACCAUGUGUGAGGGAAGAGUCUUGUUUUUACAGUCCUGUUGCUUGUGCAACACUGAUUUGGGGAUAUCACAAUACAUAGAUAUAUCACUAUAAGCUAAUACGCGGAGAGAAGGCCACAGUGGGUACAGCAGCGCUAUAAACCUGUUAUGGAUUACCGAACUCAUAUGCAGCGACUGUGGUUGUUACUGUUCAGGGAGCUAGAGUCAACAGUAUUACCUCUCUGAGUGCUAUAGAGUCAAGAACGCGACUGCUUUGUUAUUGUGUGUCCCAAACACACACACUUAAGUUCACACUCGCAUACACACUGAAUACACUUUUAUGAACAGAGGAUAAUACCCAAAUGUGGCUGUUUUUGUAUUUUGAACAUUUUAUAUUUUGACAAAAGCCAAAAUGUGUCAAAGCUAUUUUAUAUUAUAUAUUUUGUACAAUAAUAUAUAAGAAUUAAGUCUAUAAGCACCAAUAUGUGUGUGUGUGUAUGUA